This is a messenger RNA of Eutrema salsugineum, 2064 nucleotides long. Its product is annotated as HIPL1 protein. The transcript is spliced from 7 exons. The record is from RefSeq and is a predicted model, not a curated record. The coding region runs from base 1 to 2064 and encodes 687 amino acids. Lineage: Eukaryota; Viridiplantae; Streptophyta; Magnoliopsida; Brassicales; Brassicaceae.
AUGGGUUUUCUGUCUUCAGGAUCAGUCUUGCUUUCUUACCUUGUGCUGUUUCUUGCUAAAGAAUCUUUGUCACAUCCAUUAUGUAAUGAUUUGACUGCACCGUUUAAUCUGAAGCAACCACUCGCUUUUUGUCAAUUCAAUGGAAGUGUAUGCUGUAACUCCAAGGAGGACUUGGAGUUGCAGAGACAGUUUCAAGUAAUCAAUGUAUCUAAGAACUGUUCUCCGCUUCUCAAAUCGUUACUUUGCUCGAAGUGUGAUCCUUUCGCAGCAGAGCUUUUCCGUGUUGAGUCAGUAUCUAGACAAGUUCCUGCGCUCUGCAACUCCACAGUUUCUUCUAAUAAGUCAACACAAUCGCUAGCCGAAACUGAUUUCUGCGACAGAUUUUGGAACGAAUGUCAGAAUCUCUCUGUAACCAACACUCCUUUUGCAUCUCAAGCUGGAGAUGGAGGCAGCAGUAGUAAUGUCAACUCCACAAUCUCUAAAAUAUGGAAAUCAAGCAAUGACUUCUGCAAGGUCUUUGGUGGAGCUUCAGAAGAAUCCUCUGUGUGCUUCAAUGGCCAGGCGGUCUCCUUUAACGUUUCAAAAGUUACCGGUCCAUCUCCUUCAGGCAUAUGCCUUGAGAAGCUUGCUAAUGGUUCUUAUCUUAACAUGGUACCACAUCCCGAUGGUUCUAACCGCGUGUUUCUGUCUGAUCAAGCCGGGAAAAUAUACUCGGUGAGUAUUCCACCUGAAGGAUCUGGAGAAAUCUUGAAGAUAGACGAAACUAACCUGUUUCUUGAUAUUACUCAAGAAGUGCACUUUGAUGCUGAGCUUGGACUGCUAGGAUUAGCUUUCCAUCCAAACUUCUUGAAAAACGGUAGAUUCUUUGUUUCUUUCAACUGCGAUAAACUUAAGUGGCCAGAAUGUGCUGGCAGAUGCGCGUGCAACUCAGAUGUUGACUGUGACCCUGCAAAGCUAGAUUCUGAUAGUGGAGCAAGCCCAUGUCAAUACCAUAGUGUCAUCUCAGAGUUCUUCUCUAAUGGGACUUAUGUUAAACCGGUGGAGGUAAGACGAAUCUUUACAAUGGGUCUUCCUUUUACAACGCAUCACGGUGGACAAAUCUUGUUCGGACCAAAAGAUGGGUACUUGUAUUUCAUGAUGGGUGAUGGUGGAAGCAAAGGAGAUCCACACAACUUUGCACAGAACAAGAAAUCAUUGCUGGGGAAGAUCAUGAGAUUCGAUGUGAAUAAUGCUCCAGAUGCAAAAGCGAUUAGCGAGUUACAUCUAUGGGGAAACUAUUCUAUACCAAAGGACAAUCCGUUUUCUCAAGAUAAGAAUCUGCUUCCUGAAAUAUGGGCCAUGGGAGUCAGAAAUCCAUGGCGUUGUAGUUUUGACUCACAUAGGCCUUCUUAUUUCCUGUGUGCCGAUGUUGGAGAGGACAAUUAUGAAGAAGUGGAUAUGAUCACUAAAGGAGGAAACUAUGGUUGGCAUUACUACGAGGGACCUUUACCGUUUAAGCCCUCUAAACUCAGCAACUCAUCAACAAAGAUUGAAAAUCCGAUCUUCCCGGUUAUGUGGUACAAUCAUUCAGAAAUAAACCAGAAAGAAAGAUCUGCAUCAAUAACCGGAGGAUACUUUUAUCGUUCCUCUACUGAUCCGUGCUUGUAUGGAACGUAUCUCUUUGCAGACUUAUACGCCGGAGUUAUUUUCGGUGGAGUAGAAACUCCGGUAGGUAGUGGAGACUUCACGAGCUCUCGUAUUCCCAUACAAUGUGCCUCGGAUUCGCCAAUCUUUUGCUCAUCUGAAACAGAGCCUUCCUCUUCAUUUCCACCUCUUGGCUUUGUGUUCUCCUUUGGAGAAGACAACAAGAAGGACAUCUACUUACUUGCAAGCAAUGGUCUGUACAGAAUCGCUCGCCCGAGCCGUUGUAGCUUCCAUUGCCCUCUUGAAACUAUAACGUCCGUAGCUCCUUCACAACAGCCUGAUCGUUCUCCGCCGUCUCCAUCAUCGUCUAAACGAGUACACGACAUUAGUACUCUUGUUAAAAUUUUCGUAGCUUGGUUUUUUCUUUUGCUUGUUGUAUAG